CUUCUUACAUUAACUCUUCCCGCAGCCACUCCCAUUUUCUCUCGCUCCCUCUCAUUCCAACACCGCCGCCAUGGCCGCGAUCGCGCAUCUGAGAGCGGUUGCGCGGCCACUAAAAUCCCUCCGCCUCCUUUCUCACCGCGCUUUCGGAUCCGCCGCUGCGGUCCAGUACCACUCCGACGAAGAGGACGACGAGCUCGAUCACCGCUUGCCACGUAGCACUCUCGACACGGAGGGUUCGGCGCCGGCGCGUGGAGUUCAGUGGGUGAUGAUUGGUGAGCCUGGCACCAAGAGACACCUCUUCGCCGAGAAGCUCUCGAAGCUUCUCGAAGUUCCUCACAUUUCCAUGGCCUCGCUCCUCCGCCAGGAGCUUAACCCUCGUUCCUCGCUCUACCAGCAGAUAGCGAAUGCUUUGGAUCAAGGAAAACUUGUCCCUGAGGAGAUUAUUUUUGCGCUGCUAUCGAAGAGGCUGGAGGAUGGAUACUAUAGAGGUGAAACUGGAUUCAUUCUUGAUGGAAUCCCUCGAACGAGGAUCCAAGCUGAGAUUCUUGACCACAUUGCUCAUGUUGAUCUAGUGGUGAAUUUUAAGUGUCCGCAAGAGGAUUUAGUGAAAAAGAAUCUAGGAGCUCGAAAAUUAUCUUCUUGCCAAGAAUAUGUUUUUAUGAACAGCUCCUGGACCCUGAACAAGCUAUCACCGAAUGAACAUGUCCACAAUCAUGCAGAGGAGUGCAAGAUGUUGGAAGAUUACUACAGGAAGCAGAAGAAACUUCUUAAUUUUGAAGUAGCAGGUGCACCUGGAGAAACAUGGCAGGGACUUCUGACUGCGCUGCAUCUCAAGCAUAUUAAUGCUCUUAGUUCUUCACAGAAGUUGACUGCUUGAAGGGCCAUCAAUCUUUUGUGGCACCUAUCCCUUGUCGGCAUUAUAGAUAUGUGAAUAUGAGCCAGAAUUUGAUGGAAAUUUUGUGAUGAUAGUAAUUUUAAAAAAUUUGAGAAUGUUGUUAGUUUGUUCUGUAGUGUAGCAGUCUUAAAGUAAGAAUCCAUACACAUUGUAUGACCACCACUAAUGCCUACUAGUGAGGUCUUUUUUUGUUUAGGUUGUGUCCCCAAUUUGUCUUUUCUGGUAAACUUUGCCUGGUCCCAGUCCCAGCGAAGGACACUUUAUAUUGGCUUUCAAGUAUAAGCAUAUGGUGUUGUAAAACUUUAGGAAUUCAAGAUAUUUUUUGUUAGGCUUCUGUCACAGAUACUGUUUGGUGUACCUCAGUCUAGUUAUUUUACUAGAUCCGAUGAGGUUCUUCGUAGAUUUGCAUUCCAUUUGGUCAGAAGACCCAAAUUAUUUGUUUUUCUUCCUUUCA
This is a messenger RNA of Lotus japonicus, 1349 nucleotides long. Its product is annotated as probable adenylate kinase 7, mitochondrial. The record is from RefSeq and is a predicted model, not a curated record. Gene Ontology annotation, molecular function: AMP kinase activity; ATP binding. The coding region runs from base 71 to 877 and encodes 268 amino acids. Gene Ontology annotation, biological process: nucleobase-containing compound metabolic process. NCBI's taxonomy places the organism in Eukaryota, Viridiplantae, Streptophyta, Magnoliopsida, Fabales, Fabaceae. Gene Ontology annotation, cellular component: cytoplasm; mitochondrion. The transcript is spliced from 4 exons.